Molecule: messenger RNA, 1850 nt
Organism: Chaetura pelagica (chimney swift)
Lineage: Eukaryota; Metazoa; Chordata; Aves; Apodiformes; Apodidae
Gene: DNM1L
Product: dynamin 1-like
Exons: 16
Biological process (GO): mitochondrial fragmentation involved in apoptotic process; mitochondrial fission
Cellular component (GO): mitochondrion; cytoplasm; microtubule
Molecular function (GO): GTP binding; microtubule binding; GTPase activity
Source: RefSeq, a predicted model, not a curated record
AUGGGGAAACUAAUGUAUGAUCCUGGCUACUGCAGUGAGGAGAAGAAUCCAGUGGAUCCUCUAGCAAACCAUCUGAGCAGUGGAAAGAGUUCUGUGUUGGAAAGUCUUGUGGGGAGGGAUCUGCUCCCGCGAGGUACUGGAGUUGUCACGCGGAGACCCCUCAUUCUGCAGCUGGUGCAUGUUUCCCCAGAGGAUGGUCGGAAAACAGCUGGAGAUGAAAAUGAGAUAGAUGCUGAAGAGUGGGGUAAAUUUCUUCAUACCAAAAAUAAGAUCUAUACAGAUUUUGAUGAAAUACGUCAGGAAAUAGAAAAUGAAACAGAGAGAAUUUCAGGAAAUAAUAAGGGAAUCAGUCCAGAACCUAUUCAUCUUAAGAUAUUUUCUGCUAAUGUUGUAAAUCUGACUCUUGUGGAUUUACCUGGAAUGACAAAGGUGCCUGUAGGUGAUCAGCCUAAGGACAUUGAACUUCAAAUAAGAGAGCUAAUCCUUCAGUUCAUCAGCAACCCAAAUUCAAUCAUUCUGGCAGUUACAGCUGCUAACACAGACAUGGCCACUUCAGAAGCACUUAAAAUUGCACGGGAGGUGGAUCCAGAUGGUCGGAGAACCCUUGCUGUUAUCACAAAGCUAGAUCUCAUGGAUGCUGGCACUGAUGCUAUGGAUGUGCUCAUGGGAAGAGUGAUUCCAGUCAAACUUGGCAUCAUUGGAGUAGUGAACAGGAGUCAGUUGGAUAUUAACAAUAAGAAGAGUGUAGCCGAUUCCAUUCGUGAUGAAUAUGGUUUUCUUCAAAAGAAGUAUCCUUCCUUAGCCAAUCGAAAUGGAACCAAAUAUCUUGCCAGAACACUGAACAGACUUCUGAUGCAUCAUAUCAGGGAUUGCUUGCCAGAACUGAAAACCAGAAUCAAUGUUUUAGCUGCUCAAUACCAGUCUCUACUAAACAGCUAUGGGGAACCUGUUGAGGAUAAAAGUGCCACUUUAUUGCAGCUUAUUACCAAGUUUGCCACAGAAUAUUGUAACACUAUUGAAGGAACAGCAAAGUACAUAGAGACUUCAGAACUAUGCGGUGGAGCCAGAAUUUGUUAUAUUUUUCAUGAGACCUUUGGAAGAACUUUAGAAUCUGUUGACCCACUGGGAGGCCUUAACACAAUUGAUAUUCUCACUGCCAUUAGAAAUGCUACUGGUCCCCGUCCUGCCUUGUUUGUUCCCGAAGUUUCGUUUGAAUUACUGGUAAAAAGGCAGAUCAAACGUUUAGAAGAACCAAGCUUGCGCUGCGUGGAGCUAGUUCAUGAAGAAAUGCAGAGAAUUAUCCAGCACUGUAGCAAUUACAGUACACAGGAAUUACUGAGAUUUCCUAAACUGCACGAUGCCAUAGUUGAAGUAGUAACCUGUCUUCUGCGUAGGAGACUUCCUGUCACAAAUGAAAUGGUUCACAAUCUAGUGGCCAUUGAGUUAGCCUAUAUCAAUACCAAACAUCCAGACUUUGCUGAUGCCUGUGGUUUAAUGAAUAACAACAUAGAGGAACAAAGGCGUAACAGGUUAGCCCGGGAAUUGCCUUCUGCUGUGCCAAGAGACAAGGCUGCUUCUGGAGUGGGAGAUAUGUCUCAGGAGUCUGGAACAGGCAACUGGAGAGGAAUGCUGAAACCUUCUAAAGUGGAAGAGGUUUUGGCAGAGGAAAAAUCCAAGCCAGCUGCAGCCCCCCUACCUGCUAGUCCUCAAAAAGGGCAUGCUGUAAAUCUAUUAGAUGUGCCUGUACCUGUUGCGCGCAAACUUUCUGCCCGUGAGCAACGAGAUUGUGAAGUGAUUGAACGACUUAUUAAAUCUUACUUCCUUAUUGUCAGGAAGAACAUUCAGGACAG